AUGGCCGAAGAAACCAAGGCAGACCUUGGGACCACGACCGUCUCGGGCUCAGAAACACAUGCAUCCGUUGAGCCUAUUCAGCGCCCGGCAGGAUGGAUGUACAAAGGCUUCAAGGUCGGCAAGCGGGAGCUUUGGUACGCGUCGCCCAAAGUGCAGCUCUUCAUGGUCGCCAUGGUCUGCUUCCUGUGCCCCGGAAUGUACAAUGCCCUGACCGGUCUGGGUGGUGCCGGUCUCAAGGACACCACGGCCCAGACCAACGCCUCCGUCGCCCUCUACUCUGUCUUUGCCGUCAUUGGUUUCUUCUCUGGUACUUUCGCCAACAGGCUGGGUCUCCGCGUGACCCUCGCCCUCGGAGGACUGGGAUACUCGGUCUAUGCUGGAAGUAUCCUUUGCUACAAGCACACAUCCAACAUGGGAUACGUCAUCUUUGCCGGUAGUUUCCUGGGUUUCUGCGCCAGUCUUCUUUGGUGCGGACAGGGCGCCAUCAUGAUGGCCUAUCCCCCCGAGCACGCAAAGGGUCGCUACAUUAGUUGGUUCUGGAUCAUCUUCAACCUCGGAGCAGUCAUCGGCGCUCUGAUUCCCCUCGGCCAGAACAUCAACAACACGGGCGGCGACGCAACCGAUGGCACUUUUUACGGCUUCAUCGUUCUCAUGCUCGUCGGCGCCGUGCUUGCGCUCUUCCUUUGCGAUGCCGACAAGGUGCAGCGCGAGGACGGCUCCCACGUUGUCGUCAUGAAGAGCCCGUCUUGGUCCUCCGAGUUCAUCGGCCUCUGGGAGACCAUUACGAGCGACCCCUGGAUCGUUUUGCUGUUCCCCAUGUUCUUUGCCUCCAACAUCUUCUACACCUACCAGCAGAACGGCAUCAACGGAGCCCACUUCAACGCCCGUGGUGCCUCGCUCAACAACCUGCUGUACUGGCUGGCCCAGAUCUUUGGCGCCGUCAUCUUUGGCUAUGCUCUCGACUACCCCAAGCUUAGCCGUUCCGUGCGCGCAAAGGCAUCUCUGGUCGUCCUCUUUGCCCUCACCUUUAUCAUCUGGGGUGGCGGAUGGGCCUGGCAGAAGCAGCAAGUCAGCCGCGAGGUCAGCAGCACCCAGGAGUACCAGGACAACCACCUGUUGGACUGGGACAAUGGCGGUGGCAAGGGCUUCGUCGCCCCCAUGUUCCUGUACAUGUUUUACGGAUUCUACGACGCCGCCUGGCAGACGUGCAUCUACUGGUACAUGGGUGCCCUCUCCAACUCUGGCCGCCGACUUUCCAACCUGGCUGGAUUCUACAAGGGUAUCCAGAGUGCCGGUGCUGCCGUCUUUUGGCGCCUCGACAACCUGAAAGUCGAGUACAACACCCUGUUUGGUGCUACAUGGGGUGUUUGCGCCGGCGCUCUCUUGAUUGCAGGUCCCAUUGUCUUUAUCCGAAUUACCGACACGAUCCCGCUCGAGGAGGAUCUCAAGUUCAGCGACGAGACCGUCGAGGACGUUGCGCCGACGGCUGUCCUGGAAGAGGCUGGACACGAGACCAAGCCCACCACUGUUUGA
Pestalotiopsis fici W106-1 is the source of this 1533-nucleotide messenger RNA. RefSeq lists its product as uncharacterized. Lineage: Eukaryota; Fungi; Ascomycota; Sordariomycetes; Amphisphaeriales; Sporocadaceae. The record is from RefSeq and is a predicted model, not a curated record. Gene Ontology annotation, molecular function: transmembrane transporter activity. Gene Ontology annotation, biological process: transmembrane transport. The coding region runs from base 1 to 1533 and encodes 510 amino acids. The transcript has 2 exons.